AUGGCUAAGAUCGCGCCACCUCAUCAAUCCAUGCAAGCCAAUCAUGCUGAGGUGCAGGCUAUGCAUCGGGAACAACUGCAGCAGCAACAACAACGUAAUGUUGCUUAUACUUAUCGACACAUCAUUUUGGCUUACAUGGGCCUUAAGCCAACAAAGUUUGACGGUUCUAAAGAUGCUCUAGACUUCCUGGAGGAAGUAGAACAGUAUGUGACCGAGUUUACGAGGUCUAGUAGAUUUGCGCCAGAUCUGACUGCAGAUCCAGUAAGGGUGAAUUCGAGGUUUGUAGAGGGCUUAGGACCUGAAUUCGUGAGUUUGACAUUUGAUACAGGAAAACCUUUGGUGCAACUGAUUGAUAGCGCCAGGCAGAUGAAGGUUUCUUUGAUCCGGUUUAAGAGGACUCCUGAUCCUUCUAACAUUGUGCCCAUAAGGAAACGCAAGAGAGCUCGACAUGGAUCUCGAGCUAGUGCGUCCGACACAGGGUUUGGUGCCAGACCUAUGAGCGGUGUAGGAAGUGGAGCUCCUAUCUGUCCGACUUGUAAUAAGAGGCACUAUGAAGUGUGCCACAACGUUUCUGGAGCUUGUUUUUAUUGUGGCCAGCAGGAUCACUUUGCUAGGGAUUGUCCACGACAGAUGCCUCGAGGCUUAAUGAAUACAGUAGCGCAACCUUCCUAUCAUCAGCAGAGAACUACACAUCAGGCAGCGUCAGGAUAUGAUCAGACGGGAAGCACAUUCACUAGCCAGAGAGGCCGAGGCUGGUGGAAGUCAGGCCAAGGUUUUUGCAUUGAAUCCUUAGUAGGCUCAGGCUUCCAAUGCUAUUGUGCAAGCUUUGCUAAUAAGUUAGGAGUGCAACUAGCAUAUCUUAAGAAUCCCUUAUCAGUAGCCGCUCCAUUAGUUGAAAGCGUGAAAGUUAGUAUCGUUUAUCCAUCUUGUCCCGUGAGUGUUCAAGGACGAGAUUUGUUUGUGGAAUUGAUCUUACUUAAGCACUAUGCCAAUGUGGAUUGUCGGAAAAAGACAGUAACAUUUAACACGCCCGGAAUUGAACCAGUUUCAAUUCAGGGUGACAAGAAAAAAUCUCCUAUGAGUAUCGUUUCAGCUAUUAAAGGUUGCCAUAUGUUAAGGAAAGGAUGUCAAGGAUUUCUAGCCAUAGUACGAGACAUGGAGAAGAAAUAUGUGGAAUUAAGCGAUGUACCAGUAGUAUCGGAAUAUCCAGAUGUCUUCCCAGAGGAAUUACCUGGAUUACCCCCAGAUCGCGAGAUAGAGUUUUGUAUCGAGUUGGCUCCCGGUACGAAGCCGAUAUCAAUACCUCUUUAUCGCAUGGCACCUACAUAG
Messenger RNA from Mercurialis annua (annual mercury), 1329 nucleotides. RefSeq lists its product as uncharacterized. Bases 1 to 1329 code for a protein of 442 amino acids. The transcript is spliced from 6 exons. Gene Ontology annotation, molecular function: zinc ion binding; nucleic acid binding. The record is from RefSeq and is a predicted model, not a curated record. Lineage: Eukaryota; Viridiplantae; Streptophyta; Magnoliopsida; Malpighiales; Euphorbiaceae.